AUGACUGAAUAUCUUAAGGCAAAGUUUGUAGAAUGGAGUAGUAACGCAAAGAUAAACAAGUACUUGCCAACUCCUCCUUUAUCGCCUGAUCUUAGUCCUACGGGUUCAAUGUCCUCUUUCAAUAAUGGUUUAUCAAAACGUUCAGAACUUGGUCAAGAAACGCCAAGGUCCGCUUCCCCAAGUUCUGAUCCAAGCAGUGCUUUUGAUAAUGUUACCCAAACUCCUGUUACUGGUCGUCUCUCUGUUACCAUAGUUGAAGGUAGAAAAUUAAACGUUAGUAACUUUCAAGCUCGCCCAUAUUGUGUCGUAGAAUUCGAUCGUAAUGAAUUUGUUACUCGUGAAGCUAUUCGCGAUUGUGAUGUUCCUGCUUCUCGAAAUGGAAAAAUCGAAUUCUUGGAUCUCGUUCGUGCUGCUACUAGUCCUGUCUGGAAGCAAAAAGCUGUCUUUGACGUUGCACGUUUAGAUGGCGAAGUUCACGUGUUGGUAUAUGAACGUGUCCCUGAUCAUACCAAGCCUGAAGUCUUUUUGGGUAUGUUGAAAAUUCAACCUCCCAAAAAUUCUAAUGCCACUGUUGAUGGUUGGUUCAAGUUGUUGCCACGCGGAAAGGAAUUGGUAACUGGUGAAUUACACGUUCAAAUUGCUUAUGAAAAGGUUGAAAUUGAGAAAUCGCAUCUAAAACCUUCAUCGUUUGAAAUUCUUAAACUAAUUGGCAAAGGAAACUUUGGUAAAGUUUUCCAAGUUCGUAAAAAGGAUACAAAUCGUAUCUACGCCAUGAAGGUUCUUCAUAAGCAAGAUUUAAUUGAACGUCGUGAAGUUGAACAUACUUUAGCUGAAAAGAAUAUUUUAAUUCAAGCUGAAGCUUGCCCAUUCUUAGUGGGUCUUAAAUUCUCUUUUCAAACUCGUACUCAUCUUUAUUUGGUAACCGACUUCAUGAAUGGUGGUGAACUAUUUUGGCAUUUACAAAAUGAAAUUAGACUUUCUGAAGAGAGAGCUAAAUUUUAUGCUGCUGAAAUAGUUUUGGCUUUGGAACAUUUACAUAAAUAUAAUAUUGUAUACAGGGAUCUCAAACCUGAAAAUAUCUUGCUUGAUGCUACUGGACAUAUAGCACUUUGUGAUUUUGGUUUAUGUAAGGAAAACCUUGCUGCUGGACAAACGACUAAUACUUUCUGCGGUACUUCGGAAUACCUUGCUCCCGAAGUUUUAGCAGAAUGUGGCUAUGGUAAAUCUGUCGAUUGGUGGAGUUUAGGAAUAUUGUUCUAUGAAAUGAUUGCCGGUUUCAGUCCAUUUUAUACAAACGAUACUCAGUUAAUGUACCGAAAAAUUCUGUUUGGAAAAUUAAAAUUCCCAAAGGGCUUUUUCAGUGAAGAUGCUAAAAGCUUAAUAAAAGGGCUUUUGGCUCGAAAUCCUCAUAAUAGGCUCGGCUCACAUAACGAUGCCGAAGAAAUUAAAAAUCAUCCUUUCUUCGCUAAUGUUGAUUGGGAUGCUUUGUAUCGUAAACAAGUUUCUCCUCCAUACAAACCAAAUGUUUCCUCAGAAGACGAUACUUCAUGCUUUGAUCCUUCUUUUACUGAAGAAGAAACUAGUAUUGAAAAUUGGCCUUCUGUAACUAAAAAUUUAAGUCUUAAUGGAACCAAUGUAUCGAUAAAUAGUGAAAUGUUUGGUGGCUUCACCUAUUCUGGUGAAAAUCAAUGUGGUCUGAAUCCUUACGGCGAUUAUCCUCUUGAGCUUGGUUACGAUUUUGAUAUUGGCAGUCCAAGUUCAACUUCUUCUUCUAGUUCAGGCAGCUGGAGGAAUCCAGUGGAAUCUUAUUAA
Messenger RNA from Dentiscutata erythropus, 1812 nucleotides. The record is from the annotation of a GenBank genome assembly. NCBI's taxonomy places the organism in Eukaryota, Fungi, Glomeromycota, Glomeromycetes, Diversisporales, Gigasporaceae.